Molecule: messenger RNA, 527 nt
Organism: Culicoides brevitarsis
Lineage: Eukaryota; Metazoa; Arthropoda; Insecta; Diptera; Ceratopogonidae
Gene: spt4
Product: transcription elongation factor SPT4
Exons: 2
Coding region: 106-456 (116 amino acids)
Biological process (GO): transcription elongation-coupled chromatin remodeling; regulation of transcription elongation by RNA polymerase II
Cellular component (GO): nucleus; DSIF complex
Molecular function (GO): zinc ion binding; RNA polymerase II complex binding
Source: RefSeq, a predicted model, not a curated record
CUUGAAUUAGAAAGUGCGAUUUUUAUUUAAAUACUGUUUUUAUUUAACUACGACUCCCUUGCUUAAAUAUAUAAAUUGUUUGAAAGAUUAUUAGAAAAAGAAAAUAUGUCGUUUGACACAAUACCAAAAGAUUUGAGAGGUUUACGAGCUUGUCUAGUUUGCUCUCUGAUUAAAACAUUUGAUCAAUUUGAAAUAGACGGAUGCGAUAAUUGUGACGGAUUUUUGAGAAUGAAGGGCAAUAAGGACAACGUUUACGACUGUACUAGUAAUAAUUUUGAUGGGAUGAUCGCAGUUAUGAGUCCAGAAGACAGUUGGGUCUGUAAAUGGCAACGCAUUAACCGAUUUGUGAAAGGAAUGUAUGCCAUCUCAGUAUCUGGACGUCUACCCAAUGGAGUAAUUCGGGAAAUGAAGAAUCGCGGAAUCACAUAUCGUCCAAGAGACACUUCUACCCGGUAGAAAGACAAAAAGAAAGAAUUUAAUUAAGAACAAAACAAAAUUGACUUUUCAAUAAAUGAGUAAUAACUUAA